AAUUAGGGCUCUUUCCCCCCUCAUCUUACCACCACAACAGCCAAAGUUGGUAUAAAAGUUUAAGACAUUCAAUCAGAACUCAUCAUAAAAGUUUAACAAAAUUUGAGCAACAAAAAAAAAUCUAAACUGCUUACUGUAAAAACAGCAAAGUUAACUCUGACUAACAUAGUCAACAAAGCUUGCAGUGUCAACCAAGCUCUAAACGCUCAUUUCAACACUUACUUCUUCUAGUUGCCAUCCAAAUUUACUGUAUUUUUUUUGUAGUUUUAAUAAGGUCCAAUUGUUGAUCAAGUUAACUACCCAAGUAUGAUUGUAACACCGAUGUCUUCACAAAAAGCCUCCAUCAUUGACCCAUCCGAGCUGUAUCGACCAGAAUCUAACAAAGAAAAAAGUGAAUUCAGACAAUAUACUACUAACCAGGAUGACCCAAUCCAGAAGAGAGUUCAAGAAACCUAUUUAAAAAUGCACACUCAUCAAACUGUUGAUUUUGUGGACCGCAAGAUGGCUCAAUGGACAAAAUUUGACAAGAUGGAGUUGACAAUUAUGGAAGCGUUGGAAAAGUUGAACGAUGUUAUCGAUGAAUCCGAUCCUGAUGUUGAUAUGCCCAAUAUUGUACAUGCUUUCCAAACAGCUGAAGAGAUCAGGCGAAAACAUCCAGACCUUGAUUGGUUCCAUUUGACUGGAUUAAUUCACGAUCUGGGUAAAGUAAUGGCCUUUUACGGUGAACCUCAAUGGUCCGUUGUUGGUGAUACUUUUCCAGUUGGCUGUGGUUAUGCUGAUUCAAUUGUUUACCGGGAAACAAGUUUCAAUAUGAACCCUGAUUUGUAUGAUUCAAGGUACAAUACCAAAUUUGGAAUCUAUUCACCAAACUGUGGACUUGACAAUGUUAAAAUGUCUUGGGGACAUGAUGAGUUUAUGUACCAGGUCUUGAUUAACCAUCCAAACAUGAGUUUACCAGAAGAGGCUCUUUACUGUAUUAGAUAUCAUUCAUUUUAUCCAUGGCACAGUUCAGGAGAUUACAUGUUUCUUUGCGAUGAAAAGGACAAGAAAAUGUUAACAUGGAUCAGAGAGUUCAACAAGUUUGAUUUAUACACUAAAAGUGAAAAUGUACCUGAUAUUGAUCAACUUCGUCCUUAUUAUCAAUCACUCAUUGACAAAUACAUUCCUGGUAAAGUUAAAUUUUAACUUAACUUGGCAUUUUCAAUGAUACUUAUCAAUUAUUGUUUUAACUAUAACAUUACCUUUACCUUUCUAAUUGUUUUAAACACUUGUAUCAAAUUUGUUUUUCAUAUUUAACCGUUCAUUUAUCUUAUGAACAAUGCUUCAAUCAUGUAAACAUCACAUUCAUUCAUCUAUUCACUGUUAAUUAUUUCAAAUUAAAAAUUCAAAUUA
Tetranychus urticae (two-spotted spider mite) is the source of this 1392-nucleotide messenger RNA. It is a transcript of the gene Miox, whose product is annotated as Myo-inositol oxygenase. Gene Ontology annotation, cellular component: cytoplasm. Gene Ontology annotation, molecular function: iron ion binding; inositol oxygenase activity. Gene Ontology annotation, biological process: inositol catabolic process. NCBI's taxonomy places the organism in Eukaryota, Metazoa, Arthropoda, Arachnida, Trombidiformes, Tetranychidae. The record is from RefSeq and is a predicted model, not a curated record.